GGGAGAGAUGGACCUUUCAAGGAGAAAUUUUGUAAUGACAGAAGGUUUGCAAGGAUGGCAAGGGUGGAGGUGGAGGAGGAGACCCCCAGUUCUGACCCCUCAGGGUGAGGUACACAUCCCUAUGCCUUCUCAGGACUCAGGAGGUAUGCUGAGGGUGAUCUGGUCAAUGGAGUCUCCAAUAUGGGGGGGAUCAGCUGGUGUUUGAUGGUGAAGACAUCCCUGAUAAUGGGCCUGAUAAGGUAAAGCCUAUCAAGCCCCAAACUGUGGAUAAAACUGUCUUUGUGCCAUUUAACGCAGCAACUAAUGCUGACCGUUUGCCUAGUGACACCCAGCCCGGCUGUGACUGAUGGUGUUAGAAGUCAGCAAAAUGUGCAUUUGAAAAAAAAAAUA
Molecule: messenger RNA, 390 nt
Organism: Staurois parvus
Lineage: Eukaryota; Metazoa; Chordata; Amphibia; Anura; Ranidae
Source: the annotation of a GenBank genome assembly